Quercus robur (English oak) is the source of this 1089-nucleotide messenger RNA. RefSeq lists its product as uncharacterized. Lineage: Eukaryota; Viridiplantae; Streptophyta; Magnoliopsida; Fagales; Fagaceae. The transcript is spliced from 4 exons. The record is from RefSeq and is a predicted model, not a curated record. Bases 201 to 584 code for a protein of 127 amino acids.
AACAAAACAUUGUUACAAAAGCAGUCUUAUCGAGGCGACACUAGAUCGAAAACCCGAAGUAAGGAGUGGUUGUUAGAAUGUGAGUGACCGGCUUGCCUUUAUUGAUUUGUUCGCCGAAGCGCAGAGAGAGAGAGAGAGAGAGACCCUUCUCUUUCUCUGUCACUCUGUUUGUGUGUGUUUUAGAGAGAGAAAGAGAGAGUAUGAUCAUGGGGGGAGGAGAGAGAAAGAAAAUCUUGGUGGGUUUGGCAGUGGCAAUGUUUUUGGGAGUAGCAGUUUACUUGAGGCUUUGGACCAUCGAUUAUUCUUUUUCUUCUGAUGACUCCGAAAUCCUAAGAAGACAGUUUGAUCUUGCAAACAGGGAAGCCAUGGAUGAAUCUGCAGAGUGGAGGCUGAAAUAUGAUGUGGAAGUAGAGAGGUCUACCAACUGUGCCAAAGAACUCAAUGAGAUUAAGGAGUCUCUUGAGAACAAGGUGGAAGAUGAGAAAUUGGCAAUGGUACAAAAGGAAAAUACAGCCUUGCUUGAAAGGGUGGAAGCCUUAAAACAGGAGCUUGAGGAUGCCAAGCUGAAGUGCAACUUGCAUUAGAUUAAUUGAUCACUAUAAAUUUGAUAUUGGGUAAACGAGAUUUCUGCAUAUUAAGCUUUACCUUCAUGUGUCAUUAGCGUGUCUCUGAGGGAAGCAGUACUUUCUGAGCAAAUCUUUCAGAGUGCAAAUUUUUAGCUCUCUUGACCGUUAUUCAAGCACGGGAAAUAUAUCUUCGAUGAUAUAUAUGGUUCCUUCUCAACUAUCAUGUAGAAUGCUUGGUAAGCAGAUAUUUCAACUAUGAGUUGUUGAAAUAAUGAAGACCCUGAUGUUCUUAUUUUUCUCCUUUCCUUAUUACUGAGGGAAGGUUUGGGUUGGUCUCCGAAUUUCAACCUUCUCUCUAUGUAAAUUGUUUUUUAGGAGGACAAUCUUUGUUGACAGAUCUUCUUGAAUUUUGGGCAAGAGAUUUGUUUGGUUGUGAAAGAGUAAAUUUUGUAUGUCUGUAAGAGUCAUCAUCACCAACAUUUAGAUGUAUAGGCCCGUGAAUCUAUAGAUUUCUGUUUCAAAA